AUGUCGAAAACUGCAGGUCGCGCCGACUGGGCCGACGAUGAGGACCUCGACGAUACUACUAUCUCCAACGAUCUCCCUCCAUCUACCACCACUACCAACAAGGAUGGUACCAAGACGAUUAUCUCGUGGAGAUUCAACGAUGAUGGCAAGAAGGUCAAGACUACACGCCGGAUCCGAUUCACAGUACACAAGGAGGUCGUCAACCCACGGGUAGCAGAGCGCAAGCAAUGGUCCAAGUUUGGACUCUCCGCCAAGGAUGGAUCCGGGCCCGCUACGGAUACCACGAGCGUAGGCGAGAAUAUUAUCUUCCGACCCAGCACCAACUGGCGUAAGGACGCAAAGGAGGAGAAGACGGAGGCUGGCAGCAUGAAGGACAAGCUGAAGGACAAAAAGGUCAAGUGCCGCAUUUGUAACGGCGAGCACUUCACCGCGAGAUGUCCGUUCAAGGAUACCAUGGCCCCGGUCGGCGAGGAAAAUGCCUCGGCCGACGCCGCCGGCGGUGCCGCAGACGUCGCUGAAGGACCCGGAGGUCUCGGUGCGGGCAAGAGCUCGUACGUGCCACCGCAUAUGCGUAACGGGGGAGGGGCGGCGGCUGCCGGAGAUCGGAUGGGAGGCGGCAAGUACGAGCGCGAUGACCUGGCUACGCUGCGCGUCACGAACGUGUCGGAGAUGGCGGAGGAGCAGGAGCUGCGUGACAUGUUUGAGAGGUUCGGGCGCGUCACCCGCGUCUUCCUCGCCAAGGAUCGGGAGACGGGAAUGGCGAAGGGUUUUGCGUUUAUCAGCUUCCAGGAGCGGACGGAUGCGGCCAAGGCGUGCGAGAAGAUGGACGGUUACGGCUUCAAGCAUCUGAUUCUCAGAGUGGAGUUUGCGAAGAAGGCUGCUUAG
Messenger RNA from Drepanopeziza brunnea f. sp. 'multigermtubi' MB_m1, 885 nucleotides. RefSeq lists its product as uncharacterized. Gene Ontology annotation, molecular function: translation initiation factor activity; RNA binding. Gene Ontology annotation, cellular component: eukaryotic translation initiation factor 3 complex; cytoplasm. Lineage: Eukaryota; Fungi; Ascomycota; Leotiomycetes; Helotiales; Drepanopezizaceae. The record is from RefSeq and is a predicted model, not a curated record.